Messenger RNA from Schistocerca cancellata (South American locust), 360 nucleotides. RefSeq lists its product as uncharacterized. Lineage: Eukaryota; Metazoa; Arthropoda; Insecta; Orthoptera; Acrididae. The coding region runs from base 1 to 360 and encodes 119 amino acids. The record is from RefSeq and is a predicted model, not a curated record. The transcript is spliced from 2 exons.
AUGCCCGCAGCUCUUCUCCGGUGCGGCCUCAUAUUGGAGGAGGUGGGGGCGGUGGUGGGGGCGACAGGGGCCGCCGGCGGAGGCGACAAGAAGCUGCGGCCGCCACCUGCCGCCCCCGCCGCUGACUCCGCCAACUUGGCGGCUGCGAUAUUCGCCGCCCGCGGCAAAACGCGCGCCUCGAGCCCAUAUAUAACUACUUGCCAACUCUUCACGCUGACGCCACCUACAGGUCGCCCCGCGCCCCCGGCCCCCCGCUUCCCCGCCCCCCCGUCCCACCCCUUGGCCUCCUACCCCCCUGCCCCCUUGCCCCCCUGCCCCCCUGCCAUCACCACCCCUGCCGCCCCCACAGCCCGCGGCUGA